UCAGCCGCAGCAAAUCCGCACGGCGUGCAUUUGCUCCCUCCCCGGCUUCAACAUCGACCUCGACCUCGACCUCGAGCAAGUGCUCAGACAAUCGUUGUCGGGGAUCGUCGAGAGUCGUGAGGAUCAUCAUCGCCCUGCGUUCUGCUCUGCUGCCGAACGAGUUCGAGUGGUGCUUUCGCCCGAGGAGGCGCCACGAUGUGUUGCUGCUGCUUCGGCGGGUUAUGUAGUGAUUUCUGCGGGGCCAUUUCCUUCGCUUUCUGUACUCGAUUCCGACGAUGCGAGACCGACGACGCCAUUUUCUUCAGAGCCAGCGUUCCCGGAUUGACGGCGGAGGACCUUCACGUUCAAGUCGAGGACACGCAAAAGUACCGCAUCUUGCAGAUUAUCGGACAAAGGAAUAAGAGAAAAGCCACCGGGGAUGGUGUCGCGUCGACCGAGACCACGUCCAGCGGGCAAUUCGUCAAAGUGUACAAGCUGCCGCGGACUAAAAUUCUAGUGGACGAGGUUCGCGCCGAAGUAGAUGAAAACGGAGUCAUCACCAUCACCAUUCCCAGGGAUCCGAGCAGCUGAUUUUUGGCACGAUGGAUGCAGAGCGCUCGACCUCUCUCUCUCUCUCCCCACCUCUCCCUCGCUUUAGAGAUCCUGAAAUUCGGAGUUCAGGCAAAAAGAAAAAGGAAGGAUCCAUUAUUUGCACUCGGCAGCCAGCCAGCCGCUCGAGGCUCGAGGCCGGCCCGAGUGCCCAACCCCAACCUGAUCGACCAGUCCAGACAUGGACUCCGCCUCAGGUGCAUUCUUUUGACUCGUCGUCGUGUAGUGUGUACAGCUAACGGAUUUUGACUAGGUGCCUAAACAAUAAGACAAUGUCUGCCAUCGCUUUGAUGUACGUGAAACGUGCGACUUUCUCGAUGCGGACACAACCCCGUGACCAAGGAGCCUCAUUCCCAAGGUGUACCCAUCCGCCCAUUUUAGUGGAAUAAAGCAUUUCAGUGUGGGAACGAAGCUUCCCUCUGGCAGCCCAUGUCUCGACGGAAGGAAGGAAGGAGAUUCCGGACCGGUUUCUGCCCAGAGGAAGGAAUGGUCGCCAUCGGGUUCUCCGAGAGAGAUUGUAUAUGUUCGCAAAAGUAGAAUGGGGUCCGGCUGCUGUACAAUUGAACUACUGCAUCAUGAUUUGCAUGUUUAGGAGUUGCUUUUGAAGAAAACGAGGUAAUGUCAGGAAAUUGGGGAAUUGAGUGGGUGGAAAUUCAGAUAUCAUUCCUGCAGAGCUGCAUAGUUUCUGUGCCCAGAGAUGUGAGGAAUUUUGAAGAUGCAUUCGGCUUCUUCCCUGCAGCCCGCCCCGCCGCCCACUCGGCCAGAGUUUUAUUCCUGAGAUUCAUGUCGUCUUUCACGCUUCUGGUACAAUAGGUUCUUCCGUUUUGCACCUCAUGCGUGUUUGUAAAUUAGUCUGCACUGCUGUAGAUAGAUUCUUUGCAUGUUAUCGUACUUACGGAUUGUGGUCUUAAUAAAUACUUCGUCGGCCUUCUUUUGCAAACCUAAUCGUGAGACUGAGGAUUGGUUUGGCUUCAGGGAGACAGACCUAUCGUUUGCUAUUUCAACAGUGAGCUGAAAUUGUACAGGGAUGCUUGAUUGGUUUAAACACCGCCCCAUCUGAUGGAAGUCAAAGGCUGAUAAAUCGGCUGAACCUAUAACGUGGAUGAAUUUCAUGUGAAUUCCUUGAGGAAGCUUUUGACAGCUUUUACUGGAAGUUCCUGCCAUGUUCAUCUGCGGAGCUUGUAAGACCUGUGAAAUCGCCAAACUCAGACCUCCUUCGUUACUACUGGAUCUGGAUAUUCGAGGAUGUGAUCACGAGUUAAGAAAAGAAGAAACUGUUGGCGGUGAUAUGGUGAAACUCCAAUGCAAUGUCGGUGUGCGGUGUUUAGUCAGGAUAUGCGGAUGCUUGUAAAACAGUGGACUGAAUCGGCCAACUUUCGUAUAUUCUUGCUAGAGUUCUCGCUUUGAAGAUCAGGGCAGUCACAGUUUCAGCAAUGAUAACUGUGUCCGCCUGGGGUCCAACUGAAAAUGCUUAUGAUUCAUCUCUCAAUGUGGUGAUGUGACAAUCCGGUUUUUGCUGAGCUUCACGUGUUCGGUCUAGACUGCAUCGAACGAUCUCGCCUGUGUUUGGGUGAAGUCUUUCCCGACUGGCAAACGGUCCAUAUGAAUAUCCGGCAUCGUCUUGUGGGUUGCAAGUCAUAGCGUUUGCCCCCGUUUGGAGACCGAGUCUCGAUCGACUUCGCCUGGCAAAUCAAAGCAGUCGAGAUUAAGGGAGUAUUGCGUUCUCGAAUUGCUUGUGGGAUUGCAUGGUUUUCGCAUUUCGGGGAAGGAGCGAAUGAUACUGACACAUGGCGCUUCUUUUGAGCAUUU
Molecule: messenger RNA, 2397 nt
Organism: Marchantia polymorpha subsp. ruderalis
Lineage: Eukaryota; Viridiplantae; Streptophyta; Marchantiopsida; Marchantiales; Marchantiaceae
Source: the annotation of a GenBank genome assembly